Molecule: messenger RNA, 1459 nt
Organism: Rhododendron vialii
Lineage: Eukaryota; Viridiplantae; Streptophyta; Magnoliopsida; Ericales; Ericaceae
Exons: 8
Coding region: 95-1138 (347 amino acids)
Source: RefSeq, a predicted model, not a curated record
UUUCUAGCAACUCAUUAAUUACAAAACACAUUAUGAGAGGAUAAGAGAUGAGAAAGUAAAGAGGAACAAUGAGGUAUUGGAAUCUCUUGGGGUUAUGAAAAUUGCAACAUCUAUGAUGGGAUCGGCUCGGCACCAGUGUGCAAAUGAUAAUGGGAAGCGUGGUAGGGCUGAUCAGGUGGACGACCCUGACUAUAUACUAUCAAAUGAUGAGGAUGGUCAUGGCGAUAACAGUGAGUCUGAUGACUCUUUUGAGCAAGAGGACAUAGAGAUACCACCAGGUGGUCUACCAGCACAAUCGCAUACAGAGCCACAAUGUGGUGCAACUCUGAUCUCUGAGAGGGUCACCCAAUCAACACCUCAUCCCUACAUGGAAAGCCAGGCCUCACUGCCUCCUAUUGCUCAGCCACAAAAUGAGGUGCUACCUGAGAACAAUGGCGAAAUCAAUAGACCUACCCGUGGACCUACGCGAGGCAUUCAAGCUCAGGGACUCAUUGACAAACAAGGAAAGCUUCCAGUUCCCAUUCCACAACUAUUCCGUGCGCCGGUAGGAAAGCAUGCUACUCAAUUGACCUCAAGGAUUGGUGUCGAGGUUCGCACACAUGUGAUAGACGUUGGCGUCCCUAGGUGGAAAGCAGUAGAUGAGAGUGUUAAAGCGCCUAUACUUCAGCGCAUAAUGGAUAAGUUUGACUUGCAAGGAGAUCCAAUCGAUGUUGAAAAGGCAGUGGCAACACAAUAUGGACGGAGGUUGAGCAAUCACAACUUCAUUUUGCACAAAAAGUACAAGAAACUUAAAGAAACAAAGGGGGAAGAGUAUGCUAGAAACAACCCACCAGCUGGUGUCAAUCCAGAGCAGUGGACGAGCUUAGUCACUAAGAAGUGGAUUGUUCCAAAAUGGCUGGAGCGAUCAGAAAAAAACACCUCAAACAGGUCUUGGUCUAAGACAAAACAUAGAUGUGGAUCAAAGUCACUCCCAGUUAGGGUUGCCACUGUGAUGCACGAUAAUGGAGGUGUUGUGCCCGCGGUAACAGAGAUGUACAAGGAUACCCACUUCAAUAAGGACACGCAAAAAUGGAUCUCUUCAGAAUCUGAAGUUCUCUAUGAUAAGAUGAUACAAAUAGAGAUUGAACAUAAUGCGUAGGAAGGUGCAAUCCUGAUUACGCAAGAGGAGCUCUCCGUUAAAGUACUCAAGGCAAAGUCAGGCUAUGUGAAGGGACUUGGCAUUAGGCCUUCCUCCUCUAUUAGGACUGUGAACAAGGAGUAUGUAACACACCUCGAGGGAAAGGUGCAAGAGCAAGCUGAAAAAAUUCAGGAGCAAGCGGAAGGAAUUGAAGCAGCAAACAAUAAGAUAGAGGAACAGGGGAAGACUUUGGCUAGUGUUAUGGCGUUUCUUAAACAACAAGGAUUCACCGGUUAACAACUUGCUGGUUAGUACAUCAUGCUUUCCCUAUUUAUAUAUAUA